GCACAAGAUGUCUAGGUGGAGCCUCGUGUCAUGUUAGUUUUUGGCUCCAUAUGUAUUCCAUACAUAUAGGAAGCUAAUAGAGUAGCAGAUUUCCAUUUAAUUUUUUCAAAGGGACUUUAGUGUUUGUUGUCCCUCCCCUUAUUUCCUACUUUACCUAGGCUUGCAUGCCAGGGCUGUGGGUGCCUGGUUAAGAAAAAGAAACUGACCCUCUUCCUUAUCAAGUAUGAAUCUGUAUGCCCAUUCCAACAUGCAGCCAGCAGGUGACCAGGAUACACUGGAGAGAGUGAUCAACUCCAGUCAACAUCAUGUUGAUGAAUAUGAAAGGAGGGUAAUGGGGCUUGAAAAAUGCGAGGGAGGUAGAAGUGUGUACCCUUUGCCUCUACCCAUUUCUCCCGGUUCCCUCUCAUUAACCCCUCCUAUUCUAGCUUUUAUCUCUUCCCAACACUAUACACUCCUUCCUCUUCCUGGGGCGAUAUUCUUCUGCUCCCUAGUUCCCUAGUAGAUAGUCAGGAAUCCUGUGUGGUUAUCCAGAUUGUAGUUCUCAUAUCAGAUACUUAAAACCUAACAUCCUUAACAGCAGACACAUGAAAUGUUUGUUGUUUUGGGUCUGGGUUUGCUAAAUCAGGAUGAUUUUUUUAGGUCCAUCAGGCCAGUCUUAGGGUUACAGAUUGCAAUGGCUGCCCUAACUGCCCUCAGUACUCCCUUUGAAGGCCAUGCAAAUAGAUCUACUUCAGCGUCAACAUUGACAGAGCUUUGAACAAGCACUGAGGGGGCUGGGCUCCUAACAGUGGAGUCUGAGGGGGGCACACAUGGAGCAUAAGGAUAGGGUACAGUCCGUAAGCCAGCUCCAUUGUGAGCUCAGAGCAUGUCACUAUGGUGGUGCCAGUGCAGCUGUGUUACUAGGUGAUGAAGUAUAGUUCAGUUAACCCUGAACGAGCAGGUCUUGCCUACACUUCUUUGGCAAGAAUUGGUGAUUUUAGCAAACUCUUAUCGUAUAAUUUGGGAGGUGGAGAUUAGCUAAAUGGGAGGGAAGAGAGGGUAAGAAGGUCCUGGGUGGCCCUAGCACUCCAUAAUGGAGGAAGAUUUUGAAUAUGAUGCUCUGGCAUUGAAGUUCCCCAGAAGGGGACGCUGGUACACCCGUCUGUGGCGCUCCUGUCCUGGUUUUGGAUGCCUGCGUCAAAAGAAAACGACGAAAUUUCCCCUCUAUCUGAUCGGGUAUGAUCCCGUGGGUCGAUUACAAAGAGCGGCCUGUGUUGGGGACGUGGAGAAAAUUGAAAGUAUGAUCCAUGAGUGUCAUCAUCAUGUGGAUGAAUCUGAUUGGAGGGGCAGGACAUCGCUGCAUUAUGCGAGUGCCCACAACCAUCCAGAUGUAGUGACACUGUUAUUAGAAAAUAAGUCCAACAUUAACAUCCAGGAUGAUGAAGGCUGCACACCGUUGAUUAAGGCUGCGCAGCGGGACAACACACAUUGUGUUUGUGUAUUGCUCAGGCACAAUGCUAAUCCAAAUUUGAUGGAUUACAGUGGGAAUACAGCCUUUCACCAUGCCAUUUCCAGGGGCAGCAUUGCAAUUGUAAAGAUGCUCCUGGAGUACAACGUAGAUAUUGAAGCCAAAACAGAGUAUGGCUUGACACCACUGCAACUUGCAACAUAUGAAAAUCAGACUGAAAUGAUAAACUUCUUAGAAUCAAUGAGUGCAGAUGCACAGGCCGUGCAAGUGUCAAACAGUGCAAGAACACCAGCACAUAAAAAAGAAGUGAAGCAUGUAAGAUUUUUGGAAGGUGGUAAAUAAGAAGUGGAAAAUCUGGGAGAAAUCAUAAUUCUGAGAUAGAAUGCGGCAGGAGAUUCACCUUGGAAGACGUGAGGAGAGAGACACAUGGCACUCAGAGCUAUGGGUUUUCCUCUUAGCACAGCUUUCAUUGUGUCCCAUAAGUUUGGAAGUCUUGUUUUUUAAAGAUGAAAGGCCUUUGUCCUGGUAAGGCUUAACAGUACAUUAGUACUAGAGGAGUGCAAAGAUAAAAAGCAAAUUCUUUUUGGGUAUACUUUGAGACUUGUGUCUUACAGGUCCCACAGUAUUCUGAAUAUAAUUUUAGCCUAAAAUUUGUUCAGUGUACUUUAUAUGAAUGUGAAAAGUAUGCUCACAAGUAUGCCAUUUCCAAGAAAAAAAUAUGCAGUUUUUAAAAAGAGCCUGCUAGGAUUAACUCUGCAAGUUAAUGUCCACUUAAGAUUCUUUAGCUUUUCAAAGCCUUACUAAAUUGUAUUUGUGGACUAAGACCCACACUCAUAGUUAUCAUUUCAGGCAUUCAUCUCUCUGACACGGUACAUAAUGUGGGAUGAUUCUCAGUUGUCAGUCAUUACUACAAGAUGGCAACCAUUUCUUUCCUCCUUUGACACCAGCUAUGAAGGCAAAGGAACUUUUUGUCAGGUGUAGCAUAUAUCAUAUAUCUUAGAAGAAACCCAUGAGUUGCAGUCCAUCCAAUGAAAGGGUGAGAUUCCAUGAAGGUGGAUAUUAACAUUUCUCACUUUACAUUUAUAGGUUGUUAUGGCUAUUCUUAAGGGAUGGCUAUGUACUGGUUUGUGUGUGUCUAGAUGAACUAACUAUAUCUUACCUAAGUGGGUGGUUUAUGUCCUUAUCAAUUGGUUGUAAGUUGAUUGUGCAAAUGUAUUUUUCAUUAAGUAAUUAACAUAUGACUCUGGGUUACAGUUGCUGUGUUACAGUUUGUUGAGUCAUGACUUCACUGGAUUGUUGGGAGUGUGAGAAGAGUCUGUGACAGGAAGCGGUGCUAGGCUAUGGAAUGCUUGGGGCUAGCUUGGCAUGUGGCCACACUAGCAUGGCCCACAGAACAACCCGCUAUGGAGACAGUGUGUGAAAAUGGAUGACAGAGAAACAUCUAGAGCAUGUGAUUGCACCUGGCAUGGGAACUCAUGGGAACCAGUCAUUCACCUUUUAAUUAUUCCACAAACCCAUGUCUUCCUGAAAGCUCCACCCAUCAAAUAACCAUUCAUAUGAUCAGUUUUCCACAGUAAUGGAUCCUUUGAAUCUCAAUAGAUUAGCUGAAUGUAUAGAACUAAGUGACCAUGUGACUAUUAUUUAUCUCUCUAUAAAGGAGGUUUUUGCCUUCCAUAUCAGUUGGACAUGAACAUACAGGUGAAGGCCCAUCCAUUCCUGUCCAGGAUGCUAGGUUAGACACUGGUUUGGUAGAAAAUUAAAAGGUGUAUUUCAAGCUCAUUCUGUGCUCAUUAGGAUUACUUACCUCCACAAGAGAGGACAAUUAUGUUGUUCUCUUUAUUUGGGCUCUGCAUCAGGAAAUCAUUUUAUAAAUACUAUCACAUGACUUAUUCCCUCCAUGUUUAAGAUUCCCUAAAUCAUACAAGCUAAUGUCAAAAUCAAGAUUCAAACUUUUCCAUACUAAAACUGUUCAAAGACUCCUUGCAAAAUACGCAUGUUAACUUAUACUUGGAAGUGCAAACAGUUUCACAGUCUCAAUGCAAUUAGUCUUAUUGUUCUUUGUUUCUGUUAUUACCUUAUUAUGUUCAUAAAAAUGGAUAAAUGGCACAGAAACAGGCAGAUUGUGACUUCGGGAUUCAUUCAUGCGUGUGUUAAGAAGGAGCAGCUUGAACAUUACAAAUGCAGUGGUGGGUUUUGAAGAGCUCUAGCAGCAACAGAAAUCUAUUUGAUGUUCGACAAGCAAACCACUUGGGUGGUACCAUCAUAGAUAGUGAAAUAUUCACAAAGUAUCAUGGGAAUAGGUGCCUUACUGCAUCAGGGGCAAAGACUGUUAUGAUUAAUGUAGUCAGGGGAUUAAUUCCAUUGCAUCUAUAGAUUAAAAAUAUCACUCGGUAUAGCUAUGAGAGCAAAAGCUAGAGAGGUGGUUGUGUGUAUAUAUGUAUCUGUAUAAUGGUUUCAUUGGGCUGAUUUUUGGGCCUAAUUUCCUUCCCUUUCUUCAACAUGGGGAAAAGUUGGAAGUAAAGUAUUCCCAGACAUACUCAACUGGUUAAAGAACAAAUGAAUAGCUUUUUAAAACAAUUUAUAAUGUAAUAUAAGUUAGAAAAUCAAGCAAGAAGUAAUCCAAUGCAUUGGAUUAAUGUUUAGUAUGAAUAUUAACAUAACAUUCUUAAAAUACACCACAGUGGAAUAAGACCACCAGGACAGCUAAAAUCCAUUUUGAAAAACUCUAACCGGCAUAAUUCAGGUAAGAUUAAGUGUAAGUCCUCUACUGAUUCUACCCUAACUAUAGAAAGAACUUUGUUUGUGCUAGGAAAGUAAGGAAAUCAAAUAUGAAUAUAUUUAUAUCCAUUCUUCACUUCCUGGCAACCAUUUUUAGAAUUCAGAUUUACUUAAGAUAUUGUUUCUAAGAAAUUUCUUUUUUUCUUUUAAAGUUGUUUUAUGUAUUUGCAUUCUUUUUAUUGAAUUACAGUUUAUUUCUUUACACAACUUUUCCAUAGGCAUUCUAGACAUCAAUCCAGUGGUUGGCUGUCUCUGCGUCUGUCUUAGUCAGCUUCUGGUAGAGCCUCUUAGCGGACAGCCAUGCUAGGCUCCUGUUUGCCAGCACAACAUGGCAUUAGUAAUAGUGUCAGGGUUUGGUGCCUAUGCAUGGGAUAGAUCCCAAGUUGGGCCGGUCACUGGACAGCCUUUCCUUUCCUCUCUGCUCCAUUUUUUACCCUGUAUUUCUUUUUUUUUCUUUUUUUCCUUUUUUCUUUUAUGGGAUUUUUAAAAAUUUAUACAACCACCAAACUAGAUAAGAUGGAUGAAGCAAAGAAGUGCAGGCCGACAGGAACCGGAUGUAGAUCUCUCCUGAGAGGCAAAGCCAGACUACAGCAAAUACAUAGGCAAAUGCCAUCAUUAAACCACUGAACUGAGGAUGGGAUCCCCGUUGAAGGAAUCAGAGAAAGGACUGAAGGAGCUUGAAGGGGCUUGAGACCCCAUAUGAACAACAAUGCCAACCAACCAGAGCUUCUAAGAAAUUUCAAAUUCAAAUUAUAUCAUCUGCAAUGCUACUAUAUUCAAAUCGAACUACUGAUGCAUGUAGUGACCUUUGAUUAAAAAAAAAAAACUAUUCCAUGAUUUGUGUCCUCUCUAGACACAUAGCAGCAAUUUGACUUUGAUAUAAAAUACAUUUUUAUUUCAGGUUUUAGCAUAUAUACUAUAUAUAUGAUUAUUGCUACAUGUCAUAGGAGUCAGUGUGUGAAAAUAUGAUCAUAUUAAAAAGCAAACCAAAAAACAGUAUUCAAUUAAUUUCAUUAUGUUUUGGAGACUAAAUAUCAUUAGCAUAAUCUGGAAUUUUUCCCUCCAUAAUAUUUCAAUCAUACUUAUUUUAUAAUUCACAGAUUAUCUUAUAGUUAUUUUUAGUUGUCUUCCAUUUAAUGUGAAUAUCUUGAUAUUAUAAAUAUCUGGCUCACUCAGGAACCUUUGGAGAAGUGAAUGGUGUGUGAGAUUUGUAGGUAGUGCUGGGGAAUAAAAACUGAUAUUCUUAGCAUUCAAUGAAAGCAGCCUCCAUAUGGGCUACUGUGACAGCACCUUUUCCCUGUAGUUCUAUUAAUUAGCAAAAGAUAUAGUGAUACUUGUUUUAUAUGCUGCAAGACAUAAUUUCCAGUAAAAAAAAAAAACAUUGGCACAGUAGAUGGAAGGUUGAAAAACCACAUCAUUCUCCAGUACACAGCACUGAAUGAUCCAUUGAGUGAGUCUGAAUAAGAUUAGAUUCCAACAGUGGGAGAAGCACCACAGAAUUUAUCCUCUCAGCAACCUACACCACAGCAUCUCUCAUACCUACUUUGGAGAGAGCCAGCCAGAGAAUAGUGUAGAGGAACCUAAAUGACCCUCUUCACAUAACCCUGAGGGAAACAGAAUUAUCAUAAUGUGGGUGUCUUUUUUUAAAAUGUAUUUCAGCACUGGAGUUUUGUUUGUGUUGUCGAGGACUGAAAGAGGCCCCACACAUGCUGAGCAUAUGGUCCACCAUAGAGACAUUUUCUCAGCCCAUUUGUUGAUAGGACAAAAACUUGCUCUGGUCAUGGGCAAUGCCAAGGGGAGUGCAGUGGAGUUUUACAUACUGUAAAGAAAUGAACUAGGGUUGUUCAUUCUCUGAAGCAUGUUUCGAGGGCAGGCUUUAUCCAGAGAGUGAAACUUGAGACACACUAUGGUUUAUAUGUGGAAAUAUAUUUU
Messenger RNA from Rattus norvegicus (Norway rat), 6157 nucleotides. The record is from RefSeq and is a predicted model, not a curated record. NCBI's taxonomy places the organism in Eukaryota, Metazoa, Chordata, Mammalia, Rodentia, Muridae.